CGGGCACACAGGCACACCGGACGGAGAAGCUCAGGGACCCACCGGAGAGUGGCUGUGGGACCCAAGAAGGAAUAAAAUACACCUUCAUUUGGGGAGCUGAAGACCAAGGUUCAAGACCAGCUCUGCUACUUCCAGCUGUGGGGCCUUGAGCAGGUGCCUCUGGGCUUUAGUUCCCUUCCCUGUGUAAUGGGGGGCAGUGGCAUCCCCUCCCACUCCCAGACACUGUGAGUGAGCACAGCAUGGCCCCACAGUGAGGCCACACAUUUACCAACUACGCCAUACUUAAGGGUGCCCAUUUCCAGGCUCUCCCAGACCUGAGUGGGUGCCACCCACUCAGGCCUCCACCUGAGCACAUCCACGUGAGUCACCGAGAACUCGGCCAGCAUGAACUGGGCAUUUCUGCAGGGCAUCCUGAGCGGUGUGAACAAGUACUCCACAGCCCUGGGCCGCAUCUGGCUGUCGGUGGUGUUCAUCUUCCGCGUGCUGGUGUAUGUGGUGGCAGCAGAGGAUGUGUGGGACGAUGAGCAGAAGGACUUUAUCUGCAACACCAAGCAGCCGGGCUGCCCGAAUGUCUGCUACGACGAGUUCUUCCCUGUCUCCCAUGUGCGCCUCUGGGCCCUGCAGCUCAUCCUGGUCACCUGCCCCUCACUGCUUGUGGUCAUGCACGUGGCCUACCGGGAGGAGCGAGAGCGCAAGCACCGGGAGAAACACGGGCCCAACGCACCAUCGCUGUACAACAACCUGAGCAAGAAGCGGGGUGGGCUCUGGUGGACCUAUUUGUUGAGUCUCAUCUUCAAGGCCGCCGUGGAUUCGGGCUUCCUCUACAUUUUCCACCAUCUCUACCGAGAUUAUGACAUGCCACGUGUGGUGGCCUGCUCUGUGGAUCCCUGUCCCCACACCGUGGACUGCUAUAUCUCCCGGCCCACGGAGAAGAAAGUCUUUACCUACUUCAUGGUGGCCACGGCGGUCAUCUGCAUUCUACUCAACCUCAGCGAAGUCACCUACCUGGUGGGCAAGAGGUGCAUGGAGCUCCUGGGCCCCAGGCGCCGGAAGUCUCGGCAUAGGCACCACCUCCCUGACACCUGCCCCCCGUAUGUGAUCUCCCAGGGGGGCCACCCCCACGAAGGGAGCUCUGCCCUAGUGAAGGCCAGCUCGGCCACCAUGGAAGCAGGUGGGUAUCCAUAACCUGCAGCAGAAUCAGCAGGUAGGGUCACCCUGUUCCCUGCCUGUCCCAAGGCCACCACCCCGUACAGGGGCAAAAGUGGGCUAAUCUUCCCCUGGUGAGCAGGAAGGGACUGUGGGGACUCCAGUCUACUUGUUGUCCAAUCUGCAAUGAAGGGUGACAGUGCGUCUGUGGGUCCUGAGCCUCCGUGGACUUGAUGGCUGGUGGGAAUUUUAUAAACAGCAAUAGGGUGAGUCGGAGCCCUUAAUAAAUAUGAUUUUCUCCCCCCAGUUCUUUGCAGGCCAGGUGGUGAAUGAAUGGGGGGUAGGCAAGUGCAGGGUUCGGAUGGGUGCCUCAAAAGGGUCUGAGCCCCAGAACCUCAGAUCCUAUCACUCCAGACCUCUCCCAUACACACAUACAAAGUCUCCAUCAACCUCACCUGGUGUACCACCAGCACAAGGAGAAGAACGAACAAAGGCAGGAGCUACGCCAGGGUCCUGUUGCCCUGCAGCCAGCUGGCCACGACAAAAGGACAGGGAGCCUUGGAGACUCCUGUGUCCAGCAGGAGCUGGUCCCCAGUGAGUGUCUGGCAUAUGAAUGCAACACAGGGGCUCCCUCCCUGCUCUCAGCUCCCCAAACACUGUAAUAGGCAGAACCCUAGUAAGGGAGUCUCUCUGAGGGAAGGGAAACAGUGCAGACAGCAAGCUAGGGAUGGGACUUCCGGGGUGACUCUGAGGCAUGACUCACCCGUACCUCAUAUCUGUGGAAUUUCCCCCCCUGUUCACUGAGACACAUUCCUCCCCUGCCCCUACCACUGUUCUGACCUGACCCAACCCCCAAACCAUGCCUUCAGCCUGGACCUGCCCCUGAGUCUCUGGGAGAGCCACAGGCAUCUCAAUGGCAUCCAACUGACCCUGUCUCUUCC
This is a messenger RNA of Dipodomys spectabilis (banner-tailed kangaroo rat), 2087 nucleotides long. It is a transcript of the gene Gjb4, whose product is annotated as gap junction protein beta 4. The record is from RefSeq and is a predicted model, not a curated record. The transcript has 2 exons. Bases 385 to 1185 code for a protein of 266 amino acids. Gene Ontology annotation, molecular function: gap junction channel activity. Lineage: Eukaryota; Metazoa; Chordata; Mammalia; Rodentia; Heteromyidae. Gene Ontology annotation, cellular component: connexin complex. Gene Ontology annotation, biological process: cell communication.